AUGGAGAAAGCAAUAAUGAAUAAUAAUCCUCACUUUGUUUUGGUUCAUGGGGCUGGCCAUGGUGGCUGGUGCUGGUUCAAGCUCCUCAGCCUUCUCCGCUCGGCCGGCCACCACGCCACCGUCAUCGACCUCGCCAGCGCCGGCACCGACCCCACAAAGUUGGAUGACGUGGCAUCUAUCCACCAUCAUGUUCAGCCGUUGAUGGACCUGAUUGAAGGUAUCCCUCAACAACAAAAAGUUGUCCUUGUUGGGCAUAGCUAUGGCGGCCUUCUAAUCUCUUUGGCUAUGGAAAAAUUCCCACAUCGGAUUCUUGUUUCUGUUUUUGUCACUGGCUAUAUGCCUCACUUUCAUUGUCCCCCGGCAGCUGUACUACAAAAAUUAUUUAUGAGCCUUUCGGUAGAGACUGUGAUGGAUUGUGAAUUUAAAUUUGGUGAUGAUCCAGAAAUGCCAAAUUCUGUUGUUUAUGGCCACAACUUUUUGAGACAAAAGUUAUAUAAGAACUGUUCCGAGGAGGAUUUGGAGUUGGGGAAAUUGUUGGUGAGGCCAUUCAAGAUGUUUUUUGAGGAUUUGUCUAAGGAAUCUGUUCUGACCGAAGCGAAAUUCGGGUCGGUGGAUCGGGUUUUCAUCGUGUGUGAAGGAGAUGAAGUUAUGGAGGAGAAAUUCCAGAGGUUGAUGAUAGAAGAAUUCCCACCAAAAGCUGUGAAAUAUAUUUAUGGAGGAGGGCAUAUGGUUAUGCUCUCAAAACCCAAACAACUUUAUCAACAUUUGAUUGAAGUUGCUGAGAGUUUUAGUUCAAUUAAUCAAUGUAAUGACCCUCAAGUCUUUAGUAGCUUUGAGAAACUAGCUGCCCUCAAUUAAUAUAUCCCAUUACUUAGAAUUUCCCUAGCAAUUAAAGAUGGUCAGCAAUUCUCAGAAAAAUUUUAGUUUCAAGAAGUUUCAAUUUCUAGCAAAUGUUUACAAUUAAAGCUGUUGUGCUUAUUCAUAACC
Messenger RNA from Benincasa hispida (wax gourd), 987 nucleotides. RefSeq names its product methylesterase 10-like. The record is from RefSeq and is a predicted model, not a curated record. Gene Ontology annotation, molecular function: methyl indole-3-acetate esterase activity; methyl salicylate esterase activity; methyl jasmonate esterase activity. NCBI's taxonomy places the organism in Eukaryota, Viridiplantae, Streptophyta, Magnoliopsida, Cucurbitales, Cucurbitaceae. Gene Ontology annotation, biological process: salicylic acid metabolic process; jasmonic acid metabolic process.